AUGCGAGUCUCAAGAAAAAAUCAGUUCCCUGGAGCUUGGACUUCCCCUGCUUGUAUCUGUUUCUUCCAUUUUUAUAAAAGAAAUAUCCCUUCUUUACCUUUAGCCUCCAAUGUGAUAACUGAUCAGACAGAGCUGCGGAAAAUCAAGUGCAUGGAGAAGACGGGAAUCAGCAUAACGAGAGAGCUCAUGUGGUGGUGGGGAGUGAGGCUAGCAACAGUCCAACAGUUACUGGAACUUCUCCAAGCACUGCAGCUCUACCGAGCGGCACAAGUGAUUCUGGACUGGGUAUCAGUCUCUAACAUUACUAAUGCUGCCAGAGUGCCAUUAGAGUCACCUAAACAGGAGAACAUACCCUGUUAUCCCACAGAAAACAAAAAUAAAGCCAAAGAAAAUGAGAUUGGACCAUCACCAGACUUACCACACUUGUGUGUGUUAGCAGUACCUAAUCCAGUUUCUGGAGGAAUCUCAGACUCACUCCCCUAUCCAUUACCUCCCCCAGAGGACCUUAUGCACUCCCUACAAUCAAAUCCUCCUCAUUCAUCGAGUGUGAAGCCCUGUGGUUCUUCCAGUCCUCAGCAGGAAACGAUUGCUGAUCUCCCUAGUGGGUGCCUUUUGUGGACCCCGGGGGAAGUGAUAAAUGCUACCAAUGGUUUCAGUGAGGAGAACCGAAUUAAUGAAGGUAUUUUUGCUGAGGUCUACAAAGGUCAGAGACACAAUGCAGUAUACGUCAUUAAAAGGCUCAAAGAGCUGGAAUGUACAAGCCAGAAUUCAACACAAAGAUUCUUUCAUACAGAAGUACAGAUUUGCCUUCGGUGUUGUCACAUUAACAUUUUACAACUAGUGGGUUUCUCACUAGAAAGUGGAUAUCACUGUCUGAUAUACCCCUACAUGGAUAAUGGAUCACUUGAAAACAGACUACAGUGUCAGGUUGGUUCCAUGCCAUUAACAUGGGAGAAACGCAUCACAAUUUCUAUAGGACUUAUCCGAGCCAUUCAGUAUCUCCAUAACUUUGGGAUUCUGCAUGGGAAUGUCAAGAGCUCCAAUGUUUUGCUGGAUGAAAACUUCACACCAAAACUUGGACAUUCAGGUCUCCGACUGUAUUCUGUGGAAAAAAAAUCAGACUAUGCUAUGAUGAAAACCAAAGUUUUACAAGCUUCCCUCACUUACCUGCCAGAAGAUUUUGUCAGGCAUGGACAGCUAACACAAAAAAUUGACAUCUUUAGUUGUGGAAUAGUUUUAGCAGAGAUGCUGACGGGCACUAAGGCAAUGGAUGAAGGAAGAACCCCUAUUUAUCUGAAAGAUGUAAUUGCUGAUGAAAUCCAAACAGCAAAAGCAAGUUCAUGCUCCAAGCACAAAAUCUUUGAAAAUCUUGCUGCCAAGGAAAUAUGCUGUAAAUAUCUAGACAGGAAGGUGGGACACUUGCCAUCAGAAAUUGCUGUUCUCUUUGCCACUGCCAUCUGCCUUUGUCUGCGGAAAAAGAAUCCUGACCUAGCAGAGGUGCAUGAAAUGAUGAAAAUGGCUGAACAUAAAAUAAGAGAUCAGAGCCUUCUUGAAGGCAGCACUUUUUCUGGAUUCUCCAUUAAUACCCCAGAAGAAACAGAUGACGAGACAGCUAGUCACAAUUAUAGUUCUUCAGGUGAUAGCAAUGAGGACAGUGCAACAGCAAGGUCCCUGAAGUGUGCAAAUUCAUCCCCACCUUUACUAAGAGUCAUGCCACCUGAAAUGUACAAUGGACAGAUGUCACGGGUCCCUUGCGAAUCGGAUGAAUCGAGUAGUUUUGUAUGGGAUCCUGAAGAGGGUUCUGCAUAUGGCCCACCUAACAGUGGCUGUACUGAUCCAGAAAAUGCCACAUCCUCUCAUUCCGGGAGAAAUGCUGAAAUAUGUACUGGUGGCUUCCAAGAAAAAAAUGUGGCAUCCAGUGAAAAUAAAAAGACUUUGGAAAUGGUAUCUCCUGCAGAAAGAAUGGUUUCUUCAACCCUUGACCCUUCAUGUUCUUCACAAGGAUUAGCCAAAGAAACCUCUUGGGAAAUAAAGAUCAAUGAUAAAAAAAAGAAGCUUAUGGAAAAUAUUUUACUAUAUGAAGAAGAAAAGUUAAACAGCUCUGAACUCUUUGAAUCUCAAACAUGACUGAAUUAUCAACAGUGGCAUCUUGGAAGAAGAAAUUGGGAAUCUUUUUCUGGUAGCAAAAUGGUAAAAGCUAAACCACACACUUCAUGUAAGGUUAAGUAGUAUAUUUUCAACAGACAUGUUAACUCUCUUUAGAGAAAAAGAAUAGCCACAUAUCAGGUGAUUCCAAGAGAAUGUCUGCUACAGUGUGGAUUAAAGCAGAAUGCAACUUUUACACCUCUAGCCUGAUAUAACGCUGUCCUCGGGAGCCAAAAAAUCUUACCGUGUUAUAGGUGAAACUGCGUUAUAUCGAACUUGCUUUGAUCCGCCGGAGUGUGCAGCCCUGCCUCUCUGGAGCGCUGCUUUACCGCAUUAUAUCCGAAUUCGUGUUAUAUCGGGUCGCGUUGUAUCGGGGUAGAGGUGUAUGAUCAGAAAAAUUAGCAUUGUCCUCUUUCUCCUUGCCUUACUGUGCUGAAAAAAAAUAAAAAUUGCCAAACUGAGACAAUUGUCUGAAUUGGCUGAGGGCAAGCUCUGUUUUGCACUGCACUUCAUAAAGCAUUUGUGUACAGUAUAUUUCUUUUAUGACCAAUUAGGAUCCUGCACACGCUACAGCAGGCAUUCAUUACAUACUAGUUGGCAGUACUCUGUAAUAUCCAUUGCAUCUAGUAUUCACACGGUGAUCAAUGGGAACUACUUUUCACUCUUUCAAAACAAAGUAACUAAAAAUGUACCUAGUGUCAUAUAAUCUUAUUCCACAUUCUCGAUUGUACUCCAUAUCCUAGAAGAUGUGGUGGGUUUUUGUUUUUUAAGGAAAGUUCUCUGCUGAAUUCUGUAUGAUUCCAUCUCCAGCUGCAUUGCAUUGAAAACGGAUGUUUGGACAAUUUUACAUCUUAAUGAUAGAACACUCUGGAACUGUACAUAUAUGAAUAUGUAAUAUCAAACAGCUACACUGAGAGAUGGUGUACACUGACUCCCUCUGUAGCCUUGAGAAAGUCAUUUACUCUCUCUGUGCCUCAAUUUUCUCAUUUGCAAAAUAGGGUUAAUACCUCACUAAGCUGUUUGAGAGUUAUAUAGCAUUUUACAAACAUUAGUUAAGUGCUAUUAAUAUGAUUACUUGUUUCAUACUGUAGCUUUUGUUGUAAAUGUAUAUUUUGGAUUUUGAUAUGAUUCAAUAUUUUAAUUUAAAACCUAUUUAAUUUUUUAUGGAACUCUUGAGUUUGGAUUUGUAAAGGGCCUGAGGCAAUGAUUAAAACAAUCACCUAAAGAUUAAUUAGUUAAAGGGCUGGAUCUUGAAGCCUUUACUCACCUGAGUAGUCCUAAUGAAGUAGCUGAUUUCAGUGUGCCUGCUUACUUGAUCAAGAGCUUCAGAAUUAGGCCCAGUGUUUGUGAUCACUUUGAA
Molecule: messenger RNA, 3505 nt
Organism: Trachemys scripta elegans
Lineage: Eukaryota; Metazoa; Chordata; Testudines; Emydidae
Gene: IRAK2
Product: interleukin 1 receptor associated kinase 2
Exons: 13
Coding region: 1-2127 (708 amino acids)
Biological process (GO): protein phosphorylation; signal transduction
Cellular component (GO): plasma membrane
Molecular function (GO): protein binding; ATP binding; protein kinase activity
Source: RefSeq, a predicted model, not a curated record